CUUCUAUAAAAAAGAAGAUUAUAACCAAAUUAUGUCAGGAGGAUCUUAUAGAAGUAGUAGUCAUGAUGAUAAUUCCUUUGAGGUGUUUCUAGAAGGUUGGUUAAUUAGACAAGAACAAUUUCUAAAUGAACUUGUUGUAGCACAAGAUACUUUUGAUGAUCAAGAAUCACAAGAAAAUGAUAUGGGAGACCUUAUUUCUAGAGUUUUAGCUCAUUAUCAAGAAUAUUAUGAAGAAAAAUCAAGAAUGACUCAUAGGAAUGUUUUCAGAGCCUUUUCACCUACUUGGUUCUCUCCACUUGAAAGAAGCUUCUUAUGGAUCACCGGGUUCAAUCCCGGCUUAAUAUUCAAUCUGGUAACUGAUUCCGUAAACAAUUUGAGUGAACAUCAAGUUCAAAGGCUCAACUGGUUGAAACACGAGACAAAGGCUGAAGAAAGGUCCCUAACGGAAGAGAUGGCACAAAUCCAAGAGAGCGUGGCCUCACCACCAUUGGCGGAUCUAGCACGUCGAGUAGGAAUGCAACUUAUAUACACUGACAGUAUAAACACAGAGAUCGAGGAGGUUGAUGGAAACAUAGACCAAUUGAAGAUGGCAUUGGAGAAUGUGGUGACGGAUGCUGAUAGGUUAAGGACAAGAACAGCUGAAAGAGUUGUAGGAUUACUUAAUCCUUUGCAAAGUUUGAAGUUUUUGAGUGCUGUAGGUCAACUUCAAUUGAGGGUAAGGAUGAUGGGAAUGGAAAGAGAAGCUGAGAGACAACAACAAAGAAAUGAACAUUCAAAUGGAUGGUAAACUACUUCAAGGUAGUACCUGGUUGUUCGAACUCUUCAAAAAUAUAUAUUGUUGAGUCUAAUAAUAUUUUUGAAGAAUCUGAACGAGUUAGUUUUAAGAUUUUUGAAUAUUUUGUUGUAGUAGUUUCUAGAAAACUAAAGGUUGUGUAAUAAAUAAUUAGUGUGAGCUUGAGAAAAAAAUGCUUUGGUGUAAGACCUCAUGAGACAUGUGAUUUUUGCUUA
Messenger RNA from Solanum stenotomum, 1008 nucleotides. RefSeq names its product protein RESPONSE TO ABA AND SALT 1-like. The transcript has 2 exons. Lineage: Eukaryota; Viridiplantae; Streptophyta; Magnoliopsida; Solanales; Solanaceae. Gene Ontology annotation, molecular function: sequence-specific DNA binding. Bases 32 to 787 code for a protein of 251 amino acids. The record is from RefSeq and is a predicted model, not a curated record. Gene Ontology annotation, biological process: DNA-templated transcription.